Struthio camelus australis is the source of this 1629-nucleotide messenger RNA. NCBI's taxonomy places the organism in Eukaryota, Metazoa, Chordata, Aves, Struthioniformes, Struthionidae. The record is from RefSeq and is a predicted model, not a curated record.
GUUUUUCUUUGAACACGGUGAAGACUUUAGCUUGGAACUUGCAUUUGUGGAGCUCCCAGCCUGCAGGAAUCAGCUCUCCCCUCCUGCGGGAGAUUCGCUGGGGUGAACGCGAAUUCGCUGCCCUAUGCUUCAGGGAGGCAGGUUUGGGGAGCACGGAGGGAAGGAGGCAUGUGGCAAUCUUUGGCUGCUUUCCUCUCCCCUGUGCCCCCUUUGCCUUUUUUCUCUCUCUCUUACUGCUGGUUUGGGGGCUCGUGCUAAUGAUGCUGGCGCCAGGAGGAAUCCGUGAGUGAGCUAUCCCUCGGCUACGCAAAUUGGCUUCCUACUUGCUCGCAGCCUCGAGGAAGUUUCCCGUCCAUCUGAGGCGUUGUGAGAAGAAAGGAGGGGGACUGGAGCCCGCUGGCCCAUGGCGCUGACCCCUGGCAUGUGAGCGGUGGGCAGGGGGACGGCAAUCUUUCCUCUUGCCUUCCCCAGAGAUUUGGGAUUGCACGUAGACCAUGAAUGGGACCUUUUUCAACCAGACUCUCCUAGAGCAGGGAGCUUACCUGAACAGGACCCAGGGCUUGGGGAUGCUGAUGGCCUGCUGCAACGGGACUGGCUCGGUGCUGGCGACCGACGGGGGCUCCUCUGUCCUUGUGCCUGACGAGAGGAGCCUCUAUAUCACACGGGUGGUGCAAAUCGCUGUCCUCUGCGUCCUCUCCUUGACUGUGAUGUUUGGCAUCUUCUUUCUGGGCUGCAACUUGCUCAUCAAGUCGGAGAGCAUGAUCAACUUUUUGGUGAAGGAUCGAAGACCUUCCAAGGAUGUGGGAGCUGCAAUCAUGGGGCUUUACUGAAGCCACCAGGCACUCGUAGGCAAGUGAACUGUCCGGAGCUGGUGCUGCGAUGCAGAUCCCCAUGCGUUUGGAGCAGGUGGGGGGACUGGAAAGGAGGGUGGGGGUUCUUUUACUGUGUCUGUGUCCAUGGGAAAGCAAACCUUCUGCACUUCCCAGUGAACAAAUUCUGUUGUCGUGUACAGGGAAAGCUCCUCAGAGUUGUACGAAGCAUAGUAAAUGACCAGCCGCGUGCUGCAUGCAGGAAUGACUUUAAGUUUUGCAUGAAACUUGCAGAAGCAGUGAUAAUGCACAGAUUUGGACUCUUUUCUGCUGUUACCUUGGAUACUGCUACCUGGGAUUUAGGGCUAAAAAAGGGGGGGAAGCACAAACAACUCACUACAACAAGAAAACAAAAAAGUAAAGGGAAAGCAAAAUGUGUGGCAUGGACCACAGCUUUGGCCACGGGGCAGGGGAAGGGAAGUGCCAUGUGGGUCAUACAACAAAGUCUGCAUGCUUACAAAUGUGUCAGUCUGUUUCUGUUUUGGACCUCAAGCAUGGAUCUUCUGGUAGAGUCCUGUGAUGGGGAAAGCAUGUUCUUCCUUAUUUUUCUGAGAAAUCCUGUUAAAUGAACUGGCACUUUCUUCUUUCAGACUACACUGAAGGAAGGAAAAAACCCAGUUAACUAAUAAAAAAAAAGCAUGCUUGGUUUUGUACACAACAACCUUCUUUUCAAGUGCUAUAUUGUUACAGUCCUUGAGGUUUUUGUAGUUUUUUGAAAACUAGUGAAUAUGCAGGAAAAAAAUAACCUGUUUCAAAAGAA